AGUGUUUAUACAUGUUUGCAUUAGAGCAAAACAACCAGUUUCCUCCUUCUUUUAUAGUACACCACAAAUAAAUGCCCUCAAAAGAAACAAAAUCAACAUGCAGAAUCAACUAUACCCUGAAUGCCUAAAUAAAUCAAUGAAAUCAAGUUGGAGUCUUCUCUUCUUCUGAAUUUCUAUACACACACAGCUCCAACAAAAUCGAACUUUCUACCUUCUAUACUAUUUACUGUUUCACUCUGAGCUGCCGCCCCCAAUUCACUUCAGUGAGAAAUGAAAAGGACCAAAUUGAAUGCAGAGAAUUCACAGUCCAUAUUUGAGCUAGGCUCCUGUAUCUGGAACCCUUUCUACACCCUUGCGCCAGUGCCAACAAGGACAGCGCUGAGUGUGGAGUACCCCAUUAGUCGAUGAAGUGGCGACCCUCCUCUCUCCUCUAUCUCAAUUUCUGUAGAUUUCUUCUCCUUCUUCCCCUUGCUAUCGGAAGGCCCAACAGCAUCAUAUGCUUCCACCGGAUCCUUACCCCGCUUGUCUGAGAUUACCCUCUUUCUAUGUCCAACGUGUUUAAAGGAACCAGAUGAUGCAUUUGCAGUGGGUGAGUAAGGGACCAAGCGAGUUCUGUCGACAAGUGAAAACUUGAGUAUCUCAGAACAGGAACCACAUCGCAGCCGAUGGCACUUCCUCUUAGAAAGGAGGAAGUCUGCAGGCAGUUGCAGCUGGCUCAAACAACGAGGGCAAGCCAAGAAUGGUGCUCCACCGGCUACAGGGAGAAGAUGCUUCUUAUUGGCCAAGUGAUACUUCUUCAAAUCAUUAUCUCUGUUAGGCCUUUGAUCACCGAACCCCAUGUGUCUUUGAGGAGUAGAGGGACAAGAGGCAUACGAGUUGCAAACAUUUGCAUCAGAGUGAACCCUGCAAAAUGCUCUGUUGUGGUUAUUGCAAUUUGUAGAGCAGAAAGAGUGAUCCACUUUGUGCCUGCCGCCAUUUUUUGUUGCUUCAGCCGAGAAUGGUAUUCUCGAAUGCUGCUGCCUUUGCUGAGGCUGAGACCAGCUGCUUGCCUCUCUAUAUGGCCUGGGGACCUGCUGAUCCCUCCAAAGACCUCCAGCUGCAACACUUCCACUACUAGCUUUAUCGUUCAGGGAGCAAGAUCUGGGCUAAUUGUCGGGUGGAAGUUUGAGUUCCAAUGAAAUCC
Molecule: messenger RNA, 1183 nt
Organism: Linum tenue
Lineage: Eukaryota; Viridiplantae; Streptophyta; Magnoliopsida; Malpighiales; Linaceae
Source: the annotation of a GenBank genome assembly